AUGAAUCGCCUAAGCAGAUCUCUUUGUCAAUUAUCAUCUCGCCAUUUCCGUCCACGACCUUCUUUUGCCCCUCUCGUUGUGAAACGGCAUAUAGGAAUUCCGCCCGGCUUUCUGCUCGAUGAAUAUAUCCCACGCUACCAGCUACUCACAUCCAUAGAUGCUUCGAAGAAACGCUCUCUCGCAUAUGCGCAUCUACGGGAAUGCAACUUAUGUCCACGUCGUUGCGGAGUAAACCGCUACGAACAAACCGGGGUAUGUCUCAUCGGUGCUGAGACAGUCAAGGUCAACACGAUCGCACCACAUCGUGGAGAGGAACCAUGUAUUCAGGGAUUCAAUGGGAGUGGCUCCGUUUUCUUUUCAGGAUGCAACCUGCGCUGUGUGUUCUGCCAGAAUCAUGACAUCGCCCACCAACGAAAUGGGUUCGACUUAACUCCCGAAGAACUAGCAGAUUGGUUUAUGAAGCUUCAGCAAGUUGGUAACUGCCAUAAUAUCAACCUAGUUACGCCGGAACAUGUUGUGCCGCAGGUUGCGCUCGCGAUUCUGACAGCACGCGAUAUGGGUCUCAAUAUUCCUAUUAUUUACAAUACGUCGUCGUUUGAUUCUCUCGAGUCUCUCGAGUUACUUAAUGGCCUGGUUGAUAUUUACUUGCCUGAUUUCAAGGUGUGGAAGAAUAGUACGUCGAAGCGGUUGCUCAAAGCCGAGGAUUACACUGAGACGGCGAUGGAGAGCAUAAAGGCCAUGCAUGAACAGGUCGGUGAUUUAUGUUUUACGUCGGAUGGCCUUGCUAAGAAGGGCGUCUUACUACGACAUUUGGUUAUGCCUGGCAAGGAAGACGAGGGUCGAGAGAUUAUGCGCUGGUUGGCAGAAAAUGUGUCCAAGGAUCUCUAUGUGCAUAUCAUGGAGCAGUAUCACCCGGAUGCACAUGUAGGGAAAAGGAAACGAGCGACGAGGAAUGCAAAAGGCGACGGAGAGGCUGAAGUGCGGUAUGCAGACAUCAACCGCGCGGUCCGCGAUGAUGAGCUCGGCUGUGUCAGGGAUGCUGCCGUUGCAGCUGGGCUUUGGAGGUUUUGUGAGGCGAAUGAGAAUAGUUCCAUGUUUCAUCUGUGA
Messenger RNA from Aspergillus nomiae NRRL 13137, 1107 nucleotides. Its product is annotated as putative pyruvate formate lyase activating enzyme. The record is from RefSeq and is a predicted model, not a curated record. The transcript is spliced from 2 exons. Gene Ontology annotation, molecular function: iron-sulfur cluster binding; catalytic activity. The coding region runs from base 1 to 1107 and encodes 368 amino acids. NCBI's taxonomy places the organism in Eukaryota, Fungi, Ascomycota, Eurotiomycetes, Eurotiales, Aspergillaceae.